AUGAUCUUCUCGGAGCUGCAGAGCGCGUCAAAUUGCGCGUGUUUACUCUGCAAAAGACCAAAAACAGAAGGAGCUAUGAUUGACAGUGUGCUCAUUGUUCGCGGAGAAAAUCAGCGAAAUGUGGGCGGUGUUGGUUUCGUUGUCCACCCAUCUGUCAUUCAUGUUGUCGAUUCUUACGAAAUCUUGUCACGUCAUCUGGCGAUUCUUUGCUUCUGCCCUUUGCGCGGAAAUCCAGAAUCAUCCUCAACUGCUGCUCGCCAACAUCACCGGAUAAGAAAAGUUGAUAAAUCCGAAGUGGAUAGUGGUUUUAUGGGGAGUUGGAAGAAGUGA
Messenger RNA from Necator americanus (New World hookworm), 330 nucleotides. RefSeq lists its product as uncharacterized. Bases 1 to 330 code for a protein of 109 amino acids. The transcript has a single exon. Lineage: Eukaryota; Metazoa; Nematoda; Chromadorea; Rhabditida; Ancylostomatidae. The record is from RefSeq and is a predicted model, not a curated record.